Tilletiopsis washingtonensis is the source of this 576-nucleotide messenger RNA. RefSeq lists its product as hypothetical. Gene Ontology annotation, molecular function: protein binding. The record is from RefSeq and is a predicted model, not a curated record. Lineage: Eukaryota; Fungi; Basidiomycota; Exobasidiomycetes; Entylomatales. The coding region runs from base 1 to 576 and encodes 191 amino acids. The transcript is spliced from 5 exons.
AUGCCCUUGCUGCUUUCGCUGCCGCUUGAACUACUGCUGGAGAUCUUGCUGCACUUCGACGGGCGUGAGCUGCGCGGAAUCAAGCGCACAUGCAAGACGUUUGCAGACCUCAUUGGGACUCAUCCUGCCUUCGAUGCGAAGCUCUUUCGCACGGCCAAGGUCGAUGUCGCAAAGCUCACAGGUCUGCAAGAGGGCGAGCUCAAGCUGCACCCACUCGUCAGCAUGGGCUUCAUGUUUGCAACGCCGUACGAGCGCAUUCACGCCUACUCUGGGGACCCUGCGUGCGGAUACUGGGACAACGAGGAGUACUGUUCUGAGCCAGGCUCGGCUUGUGACUUCCCGUGUUUCCAAGAGGCACGUCGCAUGCCUUACCUUCACACGCUGGCCGCGGUGGGCGACAAUGCAACAGAGCCUCCGGUGUCGAAGAUGAUCAUUCGCGACUGCAAGUCAUUCGACCGCUUUGACAAGUCCUGCAUGGUGCGCAAUAGGCUUGCGUCGGACGACACCGAGAACCCAAGAGUCGAGAUUAGCAACAAGAAGGACUGUCCGAUUACUGUCGCACAGUUUUGUCUCUGA